AUGUUGGGGCAUGUUGAGGACAUGUUGGGGCAUGUUGAGGACAUGUUGGGGCAUGUUGAGGACAUGUUGGGGCAUGUUGAGGACAUGUUGGUGCUAACGUAUCUGGGAGAAAGUUUUCGUGUUGCCUUUACACCUUCAACAAACAGAACUGGAACUCAAACAGAACUGGAACUCAAACAGAACUGGAACUCAAACAGAACUGGGACUCAAACAGAACUGGGACUCAAACAGAACUGGGACUCAAACAGAACUGGAACUCAAACAGAACUGGGACUCAAACAGAACUGGAACUCAAACAGAACUGGAACUCAAACAGAACUGGAACUCAAACAGAACUGGGACUCAAACAGAACUGGAACUCAAACAGAACUGGGACUCAAACAGAACUGGAACUCAAACAGAACUGGGACUCAAACAGAACUGGGACUCAAACAGAACUGGAACUCAAACAGAACUGGAACUCAAACAGAACUGGGACUCAAACAGAACUGGAACUCAAACAGAACUGGAACUCAAACAGAACUGGAACUCAAACAGAACUGGAACUCAAACAGAACUGGAACUCAAACAGAACUGGAACUCAAACAGAACUGGGACUCAAACAGAACUGGGACUCAAACAGAACUGGAACUCAAACAGAACUGGAACUCAAACAGAACUGGGACUCAAACAGAACUGGGACUCAAACAGAACUGGGACUCAAACAGAACUGAAACUCAAACAGAACUGGAACUCAAACAGAACUGGAACUCAAACAGAACUGGGACUCAAACAGAACUGGGACUCAAACAGAACUGGGACUCAAACAGAACUGGGACUCAAACAGAACUGGAACUCAAACAGAACUGGAACUCAAACAGAACUGGGACUCAAACAGAACUGGGACUCAAACAGAACUGGGACUCAAACAGAACUGGGACUCAAACAGAACUGGAACUCAAACAGAACUGGAACUCAAUCAGAACUGGAACUCAAACAGAACUGGGACUCAAACAGAACUGGGACUCAAACAGAACUGGGACUCAAACAGAACUGGAACUCAAACAGAACUGGAACUCAAACAGAACUGGAACUCAAACAGAACUGGGGCUCAAACAGAACUGGGACUCAAACAGAAGUGGGACUCAAACAGUACUGGGACUAAAAAGUACUGGGACUCAAACAGAACUGGGACUCAAACAGAACUGGGACUCAAACGGAAUCUCGAAUUGA
Biomphalaria glabrata is the source of this 1212-nucleotide messenger RNA. RefSeq names its product insoluble matrix shell protein 4-like. The record is from RefSeq and is a predicted model, not a curated record. NCBI's taxonomy places the organism in Eukaryota, Metazoa, Mollusca, Gastropoda, Planorbidae. The coding region runs from base 1 to 1212 and encodes 403 amino acids. The transcript has a single exon.